This is a messenger RNA of Helianthus annuus (common sunflower), 564 nucleotides long. RefSeq lists its product as uncharacterized. The transcript has a single exon. The coding region runs from base 1 to 564 and encodes 187 amino acids. Gene Ontology annotation, molecular function: DNA helicase activity. The record is from RefSeq and is a predicted model, not a curated record. Lineage: Eukaryota; Viridiplantae; Streptophyta; Magnoliopsida; Asterales; Asteraceae. Gene Ontology annotation, biological process: telomere maintenance; DNA repair.
AUGGUACAUAAACAUGGAUUUGAAGCUUUGGACAGAUCGUUAAAAGACCUUUUUAGAUCUGUAUCUGGAGCAUCAUCAGAAUUACCAUUUGGUGGGAAAGUUAUAGUUUUUGGAGGAGACUUCCGAAAAAUACUACCUGUGGUGCUAGGAGGAAGCAGACAACAAAUUGUAAAUGCUUCUUUAAGUUCUUCUUAUCUUUGGAGAACUUGCAAGGUCCUAAAAUUGACAAAAAAAUUGCGGUUGAGUACCUCAAAUGAUCCAUCUGAAAUACAGAAAACUACCAUUUUUGCAAACUGGCUUUUGGAUAUAGGGGAAGGUAAUGUUGGUGGUAUGAAUGACGGCGAUGCAAAUUUACAAAUACCCGAAGAUCUUCUCAUCAAACAUUCGUCAGAUCCCAUUUCUGAGUUAAUCGAGUUUGUAUAUCCUUCUCUUAUAUAUCAUUUCAAUGAACAAAAUUACUUCCAUCAAAGAGCAAUUCUUGCUCCAACAAAUGAUGUGGUUCAAGAAAUUAACGACCGGUUGUUGUCAGUUUUUCCGGGAGUUGAGAAGGAAUAUCUAAGUUAA